Messenger RNA from Metarhizium robertsii ARSEF 23, 897 nucleotides. RefSeq lists its product as uncharacterized. The record is from RefSeq and is a predicted model, not a curated record. NCBI's taxonomy places the organism in Eukaryota, Fungi, Ascomycota, Sordariomycetes, Hypocreales, Clavicipitaceae. The coding region runs from base 1 to 897 and encodes 298 amino acids. The transcript is spliced from 2 exons.
AUGAUCCCUAAACCAAAAGGCCCAAACACAUGGUAUAUUUCUGCAAAGCCCCAUUUUGCGCUCCUAAACACUCACGACAACCCCCUUCCUGAUCCAUACAGGAAUCCUUUCAUCGAGAUGGCAGACACCCCAGGAUUCAGCGCCAAUAUGACUGAGGAGACUUUGAUCGCCUCGGCAAGACUUCACAAUCAGUUCCCCCCCGACACUGCGUUUCCUCAAAUAGAGCAACUAUCCGAUGGACUUGAAGAACUCUGUGCAAUAAUUGCAAAGUACAAUGCCCAGAGCCAUUUCCGGCUGCGACUCCUACAUCGCCAUAUGACGAUCCCUGAAGGGCAAAUAAUGUUAGGGACUAGAAUAACGAAACCUCUCGGGUUCUGGACUAGACCUACUCGCAUUUCCGACAUCGAUUUACGCAAAAUCUAUGGUCAUAUUUUUUCGGUAGAUGCAGCUAGGUAUACGAGUGAAGGCGAGAUGAGAAAUGCCCUUCUAUUUCCCUCCGAGUUUCGCGAAGGUCCGCCAGUCAGCUUUGGAAACAUAGACGGUAAUUUUUUUACGGAGUUCACCGACUGCCUCCGAACGAAGGGACUGGAAAAUGUUUUUGGACUUGAGGUAGUACAAGAUCAGCUUGGGAAAAUGAUCGAGUUUUCUUUCGAUAUUGGCAGUCUCUUGCUUAAGGAGGAGGAGGUGAAUGCAGAGGUGAGGGGGGAGGGGAAAGGACAGUUCGAGCUCCAAGAAACAGGAUGGAGUGUCAUGAUUGAGGAUGAGACUGUCUAUAAGACCGGGGAGACACGUUGCGCUACCUUUGCGACUGGCCAUGUUAAAGUUACCGACAGCAAGGCUAAGGGCGUGUUAGACGUUGUGAAGAUCUUGAGAGAUGAUGGUGUAUUGGCCACGUAG